AUGGGAAAAGCUAAGUCUUUGCCACUUCAUUGCGUGGUUGAGUCAGUGCCAUCAUUGCAAGCAUCUUUCCAAUUGGAUUCACGAAGUCCUUGGCGACGUCGACCAAAUAUUGAGACCGACAGUUACGUGAUUGUACCAGCUGCAACACCUUUUUGUGAUAUUGUGACAAUCGCAUUACAAAGACUUGGUUACUCGUCAGACAUUUCCAAUACAGCCAAAGGAGCGAUUAUAAUCAAAAACUGGAAGCCACUUCCACUCGACAAAAUCACCGACAACACAUUGAUUUCUGUUAGCGAGAUUCUCGGUGAAUUGACAUCAAGUGUGACGCUCAAAAUCACAAUUAUUCGUACGAAACCCACGCAACUUGCCGAAAUUAAAGAUAAAUUGUUGAAACUGUUGAUCCUUCAAUCUCACACUGUCUUGCGAUCGACUGGAUGUCCAUUAGACGAGAUUACUUUAUCGCAAAUAUGCCGCAGCCCAUUGCAAAAUCAUUUUCCGUUUUCACCAGAGAUAACUGACGAUGUGCGUAGAAAGUUCGACCAGUGGUGGGCGAGUCAAUUGACACCGCAAGCCAAUCCAAUUGCCCACAAGAUUUUACCGUUUAUGAAUCCACAAUCAACGGAACUGGAUUUUGCAGCGCCAAACCUUCACAAUUUACAUCCGUCACGUGAACCACUUCUUGAUAAUCAUCACGUGACACAUCCAAGUAUGAUUGUUCAUCCGGCAUUGCAGACUGUGCACUCGCAGUAUCCGAAUCAGAAGACAAGAAUGAGAACCAGUUUCGAUCCUGAAAUGGAACUGCCAAAACUACAGAGAUGGUUCCAGGAAAAUCCACAUCCGUCACGUCAACAGAUUCAAACUUACGUCGUUCAAUUGAAUUCAUUAGACUCGCGACGUGGUCGAAAACCACUUGACGUAAAUAAUGUUGUUUAUUGGUUCAAGAACGCGCGUGCAGCUCAAAAACGUGCUGAAACCCGAGGACAUAACUUGAGUAAUGGCUUCAAUCAAAGUGGUUUGAUGAUGCCCCACAGUGACUAUAUGAAGAGUUCUCCAAGUGCACCCUCUGAUGAUAUUGAUAAUAUUUCGCAACAUUCUGAUGACAUGGACGAUGAUGAACGACCAUUGUCACCACAGUUGCCCUUACAAUUGACUGUUCAUGAAAGAAAUCGAUCAGUAACGACACCAUCAAACAUUGAGUGUGAAACAAGAAUCAAACUUGAAGACGAACGAUCGUCAAGUCCGAUUGUUUCAUCAAAUGAAAAGGAAAAGAACAACUCGAAUGGAAAUAAUGGAACGAACGAGGAGAAUUCAGAGAAUCAAAGCUUCAAUCGUAACAACAAUAAUGACGAGUCAGUAAAAUCGAACAACUCCAUUGAUCACAGUUCAAAUUCUCCACAACCUCGUUCACCAUCGCCAUCUGAAGAUUUGGAUAUUGACGAUCAAGACGACUUUCGUUCUCCAUCACCGAAUGAUUCAAAACGCGACCUCUUCCCACUUGUCAAUCCAAAUUCAAUGUUUUCAGCACAUUCAAUAAUGUACAUGAGUCACUACAUUCCAGCAAUGCAAAACGCCCAUCAAUCAGUGCAUGGGCAGAAUCAUCCCUCUUUAAAUGCUGCUGGGUUGAACCUUUCAAACUCUUUUAAUAGCAGCGACGAGAGACGCAAACGCAAUCGCACUUUUAUCGAUCCUGUAACGGAAGUUCCAAAGUUGGAGCAAUGGUUUUCAAUGAACACACAUCCAUCGCAUAAUUUGAUUUUGAAAUAUACGGAAGACUUAAACCGGAUGCCAUAUAGACAAAAGUUUCCCCGACUUGAGAGUAAAAAUGUGCAGUUUUGGUUUAAAAAUCGUCGUGCAAAAUGUAAACGCUUGAAGAUGUCGCUUUAUGAUUCGCCAUCACAACUGACUGGCUUAAAUCCAUUUCAUAGUGCACCUGACCGUGAUUUAAAUCCAUUCCAUACAUCAUCUGACCGUGAAUAAUAUUUAAUGAACAAUUUCAAUCAAUUUUAUCAGAAGAAAAAAUUCACCGACACUUUAUAAAGUAAAGUGCACGAGCACUAUUGGGAUACUUGAGAAGCAAUUGAUGAAAUGAUUGGAAUUGGAUUGUUUAUCGACUAUGCAUAUAAAAGUGAAUGAUUUUUCACUGUUUGGAUGAUUAAGUUUUAUUUUCUUCUAGACAAAUAAAGUGUGACUCGCACUAUUGUUUCAGUUUCCUUAUUAGCGUCAAGUUUUAUUUUUAUUUUAUUAUUUUUAGAUUCACUUCAAUACAAAACUUUGUUGACAUAGUGUGAAUGAUCAGGCCAUGAAUUAGUGAUAAGAAUUAGUUUAUAAGAUUGAUGCUAAAUUAUUUUAACGCCCACCUUGAGACACUCCACGAUUUCUGGUCAAGACGUGAAAUGAAAAUGAUUUUUGAAAAGAAUUAAAAGAUGAGAAAGAUUCUUAGGCUAAAUAACAUAUCGAGUAAUUAACGUUUAAAAAUAUAUUUGCAUACUAUUAGAACAUUGGCUCAUUGUAUUGAAGACACUUAAAUAGUAGAAAUUAUCCUUCGUAUAAAUAAAUAUAUCAAGGCGAUGAAUUAGAAGAGAAACUCCA
Clunio marinus is the source of this 2589-nucleotide messenger RNA. Lineage: Eukaryota; Metazoa; Arthropoda; Insecta; Diptera; Chironomidae. The record is from the annotation of a GenBank genome assembly.